AUGUGCCCCGGCGACACAACAAAGAACCGCCGCAUGAUGUCGUUGCCGACGCCGCCGAAAACACGACGAAGCGUCGCGCCGACGGUGGCCACGGCACUUCCCGAGAUCGCGGAACACCGCUUAACAGCGCAGUCGACCCGUCUCGCUCCGACAUUUUGCCUCGUGCGUCCGCGGAGGCGCCGCGAGAAGCCGUCGUCGUUUCAUGAUGCGUGCGCAGCUGAGCGAGCCGACCCGAUCUUUGGCGGCGAAAGCGAACAAGGCGACGAGAAAACCGGUCGAGAAGAGGAGAACAUGGUGGAGCUCUCCACCUCCCUUCCUCCGCAGACACCGGCUGCAUCCACGGACGGCGGCAGGUCAGCGGCGUCGCCCGGGCUGGCGGCGCAGUUGUCCGGGAAGGUGAGGAGGGGGAGGAGCAGCAAGGACGUGCUCCCGGAGCACGUCGUCGUGCCGGAGUCCGUGUUCGCGCUCGCCGAGCAGCCGUCGUGCGCCUUGGAGGGCCACCAAGACGACGUGCUCGACCUGUCGUGGUCCAAGUCCCAGCAGCUGCUGUCGUCGUCCAUGGACCACACGGUGCGGCUCUGGGACGUGGUCACCAAGACGUGCCUGAGGGUGUUCCCGCACAGUGACUACGUUACCUGCGUGCAGUUCAACCCGGUGGACGAUGGCUACUUCAUCAGCGGCUCGCUUGACUGCAAGGUGCGCAUCUGGAGCGUGCCGGACCGGCAGGUCGUCGACUGGAGCGACCUCAACGACAUGGUCACCGCGGCGUGCUACACCCCAGACGGGCAGGCUGCGAUUAUUGGGUCGCACAAGGGGAGCUGCCGAUUCUACAAGACAACAGAUUGCAAGCUUAACCCGGAGGCACAAAUCGACAUGAGCAUAACAAAGAAACGCAGGUCGCAGGCCAAGAAGAUCACAGGAUUCCAUUUUGCGCCGGGGAACCCGUCAGAAAUCUUGGUGACAACGGCGGACUCGCAGAUCCGGGUGUUCAACGGCAUCAGCGUCCUCCAGAAAUUCAAAGGCUUCAAGAACACCAGCAGCCAGAUCUCGGCGUCCUACACCGCCGACGGCCGCUACGUGGUGUGCGCCAGCGAGGACUCAACGUCUACGUGUGGCGCCGUGUCCCGGCAGCGCGCCAGCGGCGUCGGCGGCGGCGGCACGGGCGGCAGCGGCAGCAUCAGCGUCAGGGCCAAGACGUGGCUGACCAGCCGGUCCUCACGAGUACUUCUUCUGCAGGGACGUGUCCGUCGCCGUGCCGUGGCCCGGUCGCCGUCGUCCUUCCGGCCGCGACGCGCGUCCCCGGGUGGCAACGGCAACGGCAAGAGCGACACGCCCAGGAAGCAGCAGAGCUCGUCCCGCCGCGACGACGUCGUGGGCGGCGCCGGCGGCGGCGUACCGCGGGUGACCAAGUCCGGGCCGAUGACCAAGGAUAACCUUUCUUCUUCAAGAGGAGAUGAACUGAUGUACAGGCUGAUAUACAAGAAGAUUUUUUAG
Messenger RNA from Miscanthus lutarioriparius, 1494 nucleotides. Lineage: Eukaryota; Viridiplantae; Streptophyta; Magnoliopsida; Poales; Poaceae. The record is from the annotation of a GenBank genome assembly.